UGGUAAGUGAAUCAUACGAGAAUAAACAAAAUCAUUUAAAAGCAAACAAAGAUUAAAUAGCCCUACUAGUGAGCUACUUAUGUGCAUGGUCAGUAGGGGACAAAUCCAAUAAUGUAUCAGUAUACGGUUUUAAUAUUUGUUGUUUUAUGCUUCUUAAGACUUGGCGAUGGGUUCCAGUUCUAUCAGGGACAGAUCCCCAAUGGUGACAAGGUGCCUCACCCCUGCAAGGAGAAUUAUAUAUGGAAUGGAGUAGGGCACAGGAAUUCUGAGGGUGGAGGGAACAGAAAUCCAUUUGGAGAGGAUUUUGAAGCGAAUGACAAGAAAUGGGACAAUGUUUUAUGCACGAAAGAUUCGGACAACGAUGGUAUGACAAAUGGUCAAGAAUUGGGGGACCCCAGCUGUGUGUGGACCCCUGGGUCACAAGCUAAUAGGACAACUGGACUCACUCACCCAGGCGUUUGCGAGCCAUGGAAUUCUCCACAGUGCAUGGGGCAGAAUCAAUGGGAGUUCUGCGAUGGGACAGAAUUUGAAUGCCUAGCACUAAAUGCGACAGAGGAUGUUCGCACUUUGACGUUGCAGUAUAAUAAUACUAAAGUACCAGCACAAGAGACCAAUUACUUCUGCCAAACGUUUGACAUUCCCACAGAUCAAGAUUAUCACAUGAUCGCCUCUAAGCCAAUCAUAAACAACACAGCGGUGAUGCACCACACCAUUGUUUUUGGGUGCAUCGGAGGCGACGAUGUUGGUUCAAUGUACAGAGAGGCCGUUCCGUGUGGAAUGAGACCAGCAGAUAUGAGAUGUGCUCAAAUCAUUUUCAUUUGGGCACUGGGUUCCCCGGGACAAUGUGAGAAUGAAAAAAUGGGAUUUCGCAUUGGAAAAACUGGUUUCUCAAAGUUAAUUCUACAGCAUCAUUGGAACAAUCCAGAACUACGUAACGAUUACUAUGAUAGCAGUGGAAUGGUUAUCUAUUACACACCAAAUCUACGCCCUAACGAUGGAGGUAUCAUGACAAUUGGCCAAGAGAGGUUGAGCAUUCCUCCCAGAGUUCCUCUGCACACUGCUACAAGUAAAAUGUCCAAGGCGUGUACUUACUCUAUUACAAAAGGAGUUGGGCCACUGACGAUGGUUGGAAGCUUACUUCAUAUGGUCGAUAAAACUGGAGCAGUAUAG
This is a messenger RNA of Owenia fusiformis, 1170 nucleotides long. The record is from the annotation of a GenBank genome assembly. Lineage: Eukaryota; Metazoa; Annelida; Polychaeta; Sabellida; Oweniidae.